UAUCAGAAAGUGAUUCAUGGUUAUCAUUUUGUGUGCGUUUUUGUGAAUUUUUGUGCGAAGUUUUGUGUGAAUGAUUUGUUCGAAAUGUUUUAAUCGAGAUGGAAGAAGAAGAAAAAGAAGAUAUUUUGUAAAGAAAUGAAGCCUACCGUAAUAACAAGCGGUUACGUCUACUAAACCUGGAGGAAAGUAGAAAGGAGUAGCAAGAGGAAAACGAAGAGGAGAAGGGGGAUGAGGAGGAGGAAGAGGAGAAAGAGAAGGGAUGGGCACAACGUCGGAGGAAAGUGGAACGUUAGCGUCUGUUACGUGCGAAGCUCGUAAAUACGAUCGAGGAUGUUUUGCUGUUUGUAAACGAAGGUCCAAGGAGAUCAACGGAGAGAAACGGGGAGGAUUGAGAGGAAGGAGGAAUGCACGUGACGUAAAUCGACAAACGUUGAUCGUUAUUCCAUCGGUCGAGAGAAACGGUGAAAUAAUGAAAGAUACAUCGGUGUCGAAAACGCAGGAACCUACCGAUGACAUAAUAGAAAUAAAAACAAGUGCGAAAACGAAAAGUUCUAAAUCGAAGUCACCUUUUGAAAAGAAAGAGGACGGAUUUAAGGUGAUCGAGGAUAAUAUUGCUAUACUUCGAUCGAACAUGUGCCUUAAAGAUAGUGUUGCGAUCGAACCGUCUCACUUCAAGUCCUGUUACUACGCUGCUAUCUUAUGCUUGUUGGCAAAAAUUCGCAUGGACGUGAAUAAAUUUCGUCAAAACAAUUUAGAUGAAUUUAUUUAUGCAGCCGAUAAGAUCUAUCAAUGCGUAGGCAAGCUACGUUACAAACUUCUAAGAUGGUUUAAUAAUUUCGAGAUCCUCGAUACGAAGUAUACCGUAAUCAUGAAACAAUUCCAAUAUGCCGAUCCAGAGAGUUGUGAAUCGGAUAAAUUUGAAAAUGUAAUGGAAAGUUUUUUGGAUAACAAUGAAACCGGUAUAUUGGUGACAACGAAUAUUUCUUAUGGCUUUUGGAAAGCAAACGAUCGAUAUUAUUUCUUCAAUCCUUAUGGCUGCGACGAGGAAGGUAAACCGGAUGAGAAGGGAUAUAGUUGUUUGAUGAAAUUUUGUGACUUGUCGUCGAUGUUGAAAAGGAUGAAAGAAAAUUUAGGAAAGUCUAUUCAGAAACCUUAUAGAUUGUACACAUUGUUUAUCGCUCAUAUGGAAACGAAAUGUCGGAAGAAAAAGAAGAAGAAAAAGAAAACGAAAUAUUGCAUCGAGAAGAUAGAGGAGGAGGUGCCGAUCGAGGACUCGGCUGAUUUCGACGAUAUAAAAAAGAGUGAAUCGGAAACGUCACUGAUCGAAUUGACGGAAUGGGUAACAGAGGAACGUAAAUUGGACGUUGUUCACGACACGACCGUACCAGGAUUUUCUCCAAUUCGAUAUUACGAGGCUUCGAUGAUAGACGUAAUAGUAUUAGAAAAUGAAAUAACGAGACCGGUGUUGGCACCGUUUAAGAAACAUAUUCGACACGGGAAAGAGAAUACUGAUCCUUACAAAUUGAUAAAGUCAAUGAUACGAAAGAAACCAUACGACAGAAAAUUUAGGGAACACGUGUCCGUGACCACUCCUAUCGAUCUUUGCAUAAUAGCUUGGUCAUUGAUCCAUGAUCCUGUGCUCUGGUCUGUACGAACCAUCAAAGGCCUGUUCGAUGCUAGUUGCGAUUAUACGUUCGAUAGUAUAUUAGCCACGGAAGAUUCGACCGUCGUCGAAAUGUCCGAUGGACUCUUGCCCGAAUUUGAGAUCGCCAAUUAUAUAUUUCGGGCCGUUUUUGUACCCUUGCAUUACGGUAUACUUUAUGCUGUCGAGGGAUGGAACUUGGCGAUGUCCUUGAAAUACGUUUUCGAGAGUCCCAUUUAUACCGGUGCUAUUAUCGUCUGCGAAGGUAGUCACAUAGGCGUAACUAAGGUCAACGAGAAUUAUUUCGCUUGGUGGAUCAUAAAAAGGACUAAGAUAUUACGGAUAAUUACGUCAGCGUGCAUCGAUGAAUUUUUGAGGAUUGUCGUAAAGGAGAUCGAUCAACCCGAGGAGAUCCAAUUUGUCAUGAGAGUCAUUACAAUUUCCUACGCGCGAAAGUUAGAUCCCGAUUGCUCCGAUGUCAAAGGAUUACACGAAUUUGUUGUACCUACGACGUCCUUGGCUGAGGUACACAAAAUGGAGGCAGAACCGUACGAUUUGGAAGUUAUAUUCAAACCUACUGUUCCCGAGUCCAAACCAAUUUUCAUCAACGGGACCGUCGCGCUUAACGAUCGUGAAACGGUGAAGGAGCCGAGAGUGAAACGUUGCUACUUCGUAGCAAUUUUGGCAGUCAUCGUUAAAAGGGACAUCGUUCAAAGUCCUCUUCCAGGAAUGAUCGAUAAAAUGAUCGAGGUAGCUGAAAACCUUUACAAGGGCUUUCACGAACCAAAGUUUCAUAGCGAACACAUAUUGAGGAACGUAACGUUGAUGAAUAGAAUUUUCGAUUUUCGAGAUUGUGCAUCCUGUUUGGUAACGCUCACUGUCGAUCCACAUAUCGAUCGAAACGAUUUCUACCUUCAAGUUAAGAAAUAUUUGAAGAGACACUUUAUGAUGCACAGUAGCGGUAUUAUACAAUUCACUAAUUGUUGCUAUGGAUUUUGGUACUCGAGAUCAACGAACUCCUAUUACUAUCUAGAUCCUUAUCAAUGUAACGAUAAAGGAAGAAAAGUGUCGAGCAAUGGGAAGGCCUGUUUAUGUAUCUUUCCUAGUAUCUGCCAAAUGGUUAAGAACAUGUGCUUCAAUCAAAUAGAAGAGACCACGGGCUUUUUUAUACAUCGACUUCACGUUGAAUCGGUGAACGCGUCACCUUUCAUCGACUUCCAGGAAGAUCCAAUAUGGAUUUAUUUGGAUUAUCAUUGGACUUUCGAUCACGCUCCGAAAAUAGUUAAAAUCGAUAAGAAAGGUUUGAAAAAGAGAUACAAGAGGAAACGUUAUGACAAGGAAGAGGAAGAAGAGCGGAAACCUAUGAGAUCCUAUUGGAACAAUUAUGUCAUCGAAGUGAACGAUUUGAUCUAUUCGAUUUGGGGUACGAUCGGUUGUUAUGAUUCUAGAUUUGGUAAUCGCGCUGGUAAAAAUCAAGCGGCUAUUAGUGUCGCUGUAUUGGCUAUGCAAUAUCUGAGUCACCCAUCGAGAUGGAAUUCUGCCGUUUUGGAUUCAGCAGUUAUAUGCGGUGACUCUUACUACACCGAAAGUUUGAAAAGUUCAAUAAAAAGAUGUUCCAAGUAUUUGAACAAAUACAAUUUACAACCGUGUUUCAAAAUAUUCCCACACGUUUGGACGAUCAAUUAUCAGAAAUCUAUAUGCGGUAUACUCUAUGGUGGUCGCAAUAGAUUGACCUUGGCUGACGCUUUGAAAAGUGCAUUCAACGAUGCACCGAACGUUCUAAUCGAGUGCAACAAAAUCAUGUUAGGCGCUUUGUUAUCUAAGGACGGAUAUUACGUGGCCGAUCCUUGUUGGAUCGGUCCGCCGCUCUUUGGUAAAGAUCGCGGUGCUAUUUACGUUUUACGUUGUAAAAAUUUUCACUCUUUCGUCUAUGCAGUGACGAAGAUGUUGAAUACUAAUCAGAGAUUAGAAUUUCGUAUCACACCUGUGACAUUUAUCUUCGAACAAGAGAACUUUAAGUUGAGCAAUAGCAAAGGAUAUUCGUUGAAAAGGAAAGUACUUCUCGAACCUAUACAUACUACUCCUGGAAAAGUCGAAGGAUAUGACGUAUCUAUUCCUGGAGGGCAAACUGUUGCGGAUGCUGAUUCUUAUUUAUGUUAUAAUAGAAAUGUAAAUCUGGGUAUAGUAAAGGGCAACGAAUUGGAAAAUCCCCAAUUACCGUCCUUGGCUCCUCGAUUGAAGAAAGAGAAUUUGAAUAGCAUGCUCGUUAGCACUAUGUGGCAUCUUAACCUAGGUCAAAACGCACACAUAUCCAAACCCUAUCCAAUAUUCGAUCCUACGAUCUUUGAACAUAUUCCUGAAAAAUGUGAAGACAGUAUGGUUGACACCUUCGAAGCACGUCAUUAUCCGGAAAGUUCGAUCAACGAUAUACUCAACUUCUGCGACGAUUAUCCUACUGAAAUAGAUUUUAUGAGUCAUUUGGAUAUAUCUACUACUAGUGCCGAUACUCUUAUGAUUAGCAGACCAUUAGAAUGUUCUCAAUCUCGUAGAUUUAUCAGGGACCAAACUUCUCUUGAAUUUGACAAAUUGACGGUCGACAUGACUGAUGAAAUUUAUAAAACUUAUCAACAUCGUCUACCGCAACGUAUCGUUGAAGAUAUAAAGGACGAAGAUUUAGAAGUUGAUCCAACUUAUGCGGAAGAGACGAUUCAUCCAGAAGAUGAGGAACCAGAUGCUGUGAAGGAGAUCGGACCUGUAGAGGAAACCGAGCCUGGAGAAGAGACCGAGCCUGUAGAGGAGACUGAGUCUCCCGAAGAAAUUGAGCCUACUGACGACGAAGAAAUUACAGAGGCUACAACGGACGAGGUUACGACAGACGACGAAUGAAAACCAAUGGGAGAAACAAAAGAGACGUAACGAAGAAAAAGAAAUACGUAAAACAUCAUACGAUUUCAACGGUACUUGC
Vespula pensylvanica (western yellowjacket) is the source of this 4607-nucleotide messenger RNA. RefSeq lists its product as uncharacterized. Lineage: Eukaryota; Metazoa; Arthropoda; Insecta; Hymenoptera; Vespidae. The record is from RefSeq and is a predicted model, not a curated record. The coding region runs from base 260 to 4528 and encodes 1422 amino acids. The transcript has 6 exons.